Scleropages formosus (Asian bonytongue) is the source of this 5267-nucleotide messenger RNA. RefSeq names its product bromodomain adjacent to zinc finger domain, 1A (gene baz1a). Gene Ontology annotation, cellular component: CHRAC; nuclear chromosome. Gene Ontology annotation, molecular function: protein binding; DNA binding. The transcript is spliced from 28 exons. Gene Ontology annotation, biological process: regulation of DNA-templated transcription; regulation of heterochromatin formation; chromatin remodeling. NCBI's taxonomy places the organism in Eukaryota, Metazoa, Chordata, Actinopteri, Osteoglossiformes, Osteoglossidae. The record is from RefSeq and is a predicted model, not a curated record. Bases 144 to 4706 code for a protein of 1520 amino acids.
UCAAAACUUGACUACUGCACGCACACGGCUCGCGGGAGAAGUGGGACAGCCUCGGACUUUGUGUGUUUUUGUGAAGCGGAUUACCCCCUUUCUGCGUUACACAACCGUGCCGUGCCGAGGAGCCGAGGAGGAAGACAAGAAAGAUGCCGCUCCUCCACAGAAAGCCCUUCGUCAGACAGAAACCGCCGCUCGACCUCAAGCCCGACGAAGAAGUUUUCCUGUGUAAAGUCACACACGAGAUCUUCAGGACAUACGAUGAGUUCUUUGAGAGGACCAUCCUAUGCAACAGCCUGGUGUGGAGCUGUGCUGUGACAGGCAAGCCAGGCCUAACGUACCAGGAGGCCCUGGAGAGUGAGAAGCGAGCCCGCCAGAGCCUGCAGAGCUUCCCCUCAGCCCUGGUGGUCCCACUGCUGCACCUGGCCUCACUCACACACCGCACACGCUUGCAAGAAAUCUGUGAUGAUGUCUACUCCUACGUAAAGGACCGCUUCUUUGCUGGGGAGACGGUUGAUGUGGUGACCCACUCCGGAGUGAGACAGCAGUGUCGAAUCUUGGAGAUACAGUCUCCAUAUUCCAAUGGCGCAAUCAACGGGCACAUCAGGCACCGGAUGGAGGGGGAUGCCAUUGUCAUCAGUGACAGUGAUGAUGAAGGCAGCUCCGAUAUCAGGUCCCCCAAGUCACCUGCCAAUGGGAAGAAGAAAGUCAGCGCUAGUCCAUCUGUUUUUCUAUACAAAGUGCUGCCAAUUAAGACAGAAAACUGUGAACCACUGUUUGUCAGAGCUUCUCAAAUCAAUCGAAAGAAGAAUAUCUUCUCGCGGGACAGGCUGAAGCUUUUUCUGAAACAGCACUGUGAGCCUCAAAAUGGAACCAUUAGAAUCAAGGCUGAAACCAUUGCAAAAUACAGACUAUUGGAACACAAUUUCUCUUACUACUUUCCUGAUGAGCCUCCAGCCUUUGCUUCCAGUUCACCCGGGAAGGUCCGAGGGCGACGUUCCAAUGGCUCCUCCCCAGGAGAGAUGAGUUUCCUUUCAAAAGAAGGCAACACAAUGCGUACAGCAGAGAAAGUAAGGCUGUUGCGGCAGAAAGAGGAAAUGAUGGCCUUGGCUCUGGAGAAAGCAAAGAUGAAGAAGGAGAGAGAGGAUGCUUGGGAGGCCAGAAAGAGGGAGAAGGAAGACAAAGAGAGGAGGAAAGAAGAGAUGAAGAAAAUGGUGGAAGAGGUGAAGCAGAAAAGAAAAGAAGAAAAAGAGCGCAUGAAGGUUGAAAAAGAGAAGGAGCGGGAAAAGCUGCGAGAGGAGAAAAAGAAGUAUGCCGAGCGGCUGAAGCAGUGGAGCAGACGACGGGAAGAUAUGGAAUGUGAUGAUCUCAAGGACCUACCCUCACCAGUUCCGGUGAAAACACGACUGCCCCCGCAUCUCUUUGGGUAUGCACUUAUGGUUCUGGAGUUCCUGCAGGCUUUCGGGGAGCUUUUUGACCUGAAGGAUGAGUUCCCAGAUGGCGUCACUUUGGAGGUGCUGGAGGAGGCGUUGGUGGGGUGCGACCCAGAGGGACCACUAUGCGAGCUGCUGUUCUUCUUUCUCUCUGCAAUAUUCCAGGCCCUGGAAGAGGAAGAAGAGGAAGUUGCUAGAGACCAGCUGACAGAGGCAGACACCAAAGAUCUGACUGAGGCUCUGGAUGAAGACAGUGACCCUACGCAGUCAGCAAUCAGUGCAGUUGCAUCACUUGCUGCUGCUUGGCCUCAGCUCUACCAAGGCUGCAGUUUGAAACAGCUCGACUUGGACAGCUGCACCUUGUCGGAAAUCCUGCGGUUGCACAUCUUGGCUUCCGGCGCCGACUGCACCUCUGCCAAUGCCAAGUUUCGCUACCAGAAACAGGGGGGUUUCAGUGCCACAGAUGACCCCUGUGUAGAGUUGCGUUUGGCAAGCCCAGGACUGCUCAAGAAGUUGUCCUGCACUGCUGUCUAUGACCUGCUGCCUGGGGAGAAGCUGAAGAUUCUCCAUGCGCUGUGUGGCAAGCUGUUGACGCUGGUGUCCACGCGUGAUUUCAUUGAGGACUGCGCCGAGGAACAGCGGCAGGCCAAGCAGGAGCUUCGUGAGCUCAAGGCUGAGCAGCACCGCAGGGAGCGGGAGGAGGCUGCAGACAGGGUUCGAAAGAGGAAAGAAGAGAAGCUGAAGGAGCAGGAGCUCAGGAUGAAGGAGAAACAUGAAAAGCUCAAGGAAGAUGAAGAAAGGAAUGGUUCACACUUGCCAGAGGAAGCACCUGAGGAGAUGGAUACCAGCACAGAGAGCCAUUCUGGAGGAAAGGAUCACCACAUGGACGAUGAGGAGGGUCACGGAGGAAAGGAACACCACAUGGAUGAUGAGGAGGGUCACACCCAUCACCACAAGGCCAAGAAUACAAAAGCCACCAGUCAGGAGAAGAAGGCUCCUGAAGCCAAGGAUGUUCUGACGCCAGAAGAGAAGCAACAGAAGGAGAAGGACCUUCAGGAACGCAUCCAGAAAGCAGCCUCCUGUACUUACCUUCUGCCCCUGGGUCGUGACCGCCACUACCGCCGUUACUGGUUCUUUCCCUCUUCAUGUGUGCUCUUUGUGGAGGAAGACUUCUCUAACCUCACCGAGGACAUGCUUUUGCCCCAGCUGCCCUCCGAACUGCCAAGCGGGGGGCUUUCCACUGAAGAAUUGACAGAGCUCUCGAGUUCCACACCACAGUCAACUUCCACCUAUCGCACUAGCCCUCCUGUAAACCGACCCAACUUGUGGUCCUUCUACAGCUCUCCCGAGGAGGUGGAGAUGCUGAUUGAUGCCUUGAACCCUCGGGGUUACAGGGAGUGCUCCCUCAAAGAGGCAUUAUUGCAGGAGAAGGAGCGCAUCAUGCAGGUUCUCUGCAACUGUCCCAUCGACCGCUACCACCACCACCCAGAAGGAGACGGCAAAGGUGUACUGGUGAGACGGAGCAGCCCAGAGGGCCCAGAAGGCCUGUCUUCUGCUGAGCGCCACAUGGAGAACAGGCUCAAGGACCUGCUGCUUGACAUAGAGGAUCGAAUUUACCAGGGCACUCUGGGAGCUAUCAAGGUAAUGGACCGCAGUGCUUGGAGAGCAGCCCUGGAGGAUGGACACUAUGAGCUGCUGGUUCCUGACCUUCGGGAUAAUAAUGGAGUUAUAAAGGCCAUGAAUAAGGAUGUCUGUCCCAUGGACAUUGAAGAAAAUCCUGUAGGUGGAAAAGUGGGAGGGAAAGACAGGUUACAGGAGCUGAAGGGAGAGACUCUGAGCACUGCAUCCACUAGCUCCAGCACUCCUCAGCCAGUUAACAACUGUGUACACUUCCUUGCACGGGCGCUGGCCCAGAUUGAGCAGGGCAUUGAACGCAAGUUCCUGAAAGCACCACUGGGGGAUGAAGAUGUGAAAAAGGACCAGAAGACAAAGAAAAAGGAAAAGAAGAAAGAUGAUGAACAAUCAACUGAAAGAGAUGAUGGCAGCGACAGCGGGCGGGUAUGUAAAACUGUGCAGGACCGCUGGCGGGAGUCCCUGUUGGGCUGCUCUAGCCUGUCGCAGGUCUUCCUGCACCUCUCUACCCUAGAGCGCAGUGUCAUAUGGGCGAAGUCCAUCCUGAAUGCUCGCUGCAAGGUGUGCCGCAAGAAGGGCGAUGCUGAAAACAUGAUGCUGUGUGAUGCCUGUGACCGGGGCCACCACAUCUACUGCGUACGACCCAGGCUCAAGGCUGUCCCCACUGAGGAAUGGUUUUGUCCAGAGUGCCGCCCCAAGCAGCGCUCACGCCGCCUCACCUCUCACACGCGCUCCUCCAUUGACUCUGAAGAGCUAGAGUCACAAGAAGAAGAGGAGGAGAAAGAGGAUGAAGAAGAAGAGUCUGAAGAGUCAGAAGAUGAACAGGAGGAGUCCAGGGAAGAGGAAUCAGAGGAAGAGAAGGAGAGAAUCACCAGGAAGGGCCGAGCUGCAGUGAAGCUGCCUCCAGCCACCAAAGGAGGACAAGUGAGCAGCAGGUCAGCAUCCCAGCACACAGACUCAGGACGCUCUACCCCUAAGCAGAUCCCCUCUGUCAAGAAGGGAACCACCCCCAAAUCAUCAGGGAAAAAGGGAGCCACCACCUCAAAUAGCAGACCCCCUCCAAGAGCAGGAAGCCGGAGCAGUGCUCGACUGAACCAGGAGCUCCUUUCUACAGACUCUCCUGUGAGCUCCAGACCUACAGUCCAGCAGGCCAGCUCCACUCAGAACAAACAAGCCGAACGCCAAAAGAGACCUGCCUCAGAGAUGUCUCCCAAAGCUAAAGUUGUUCUGGUCCCCAGUUCUUCCUCUUCUAACCGCCGCAGUUCAGGCAGAAACCAGGGUGUCCAUGAACUGUCUGCCUGUGAGCAGCUCACUGUGGAGCUGGUCAGACACGAGGACAGCUGGCCCUUCAUGAAGCUGGUCUCCAGGACUCAGGUACCAGAUUACUACGACAUCAUCAAGAAGCCUAUGGCUUUGAGCAUAAUCAGGGAAAAAGUCAACAACUGUGAAUAUAAAACAGCCUCCGAGUAUAUCGAUGAUGUGGAGUUAAUGUUCAGCAACUGUUUAGAGUACAACCCACGCAGCACAAAUGAGGCUAAAGCCGGCAUCCGUCUGCAAGCCUUCUUCCACUCCCAGCUGCAGAAGCUCGGCCUUUGUCCCCGAGAAGGCGACCAGUCAGGCUCACCCCCAAAGCGCCCCAGAAUGUAACCUGCCAUCCACUUUCUUUUUGUUAAAGACAAGAAUCUCACAAGCUGAAAGGGCCCUACUGGAAGGUGUUGUUGGACAGGGUUAUAACCACUCCAUAGCGGUGGGGAGACAAUCGUGCUCCUCCAGUGUUUGAGAAUAUGCUUGCUGUGAACAGACCUGCACUGUAAAUGUUGAAAUCCAGUUAUUUUCAGUGAAAAAGUCACUCAGGACAAAAGUAACUGUGGUACCGGUUUUUAUAAACAGCGCAUUUAUUUGUAUAUUUGCUGCAUUUCUAGACAAGACUACUUUUUUUCUGCUGUAACUUCUGUCUUUAAAUGUUGUGUCCUGAAGGAAAACUAAAUGUUCCAUAGUGCUCAGUCCCAAUAGUUAAAACAAUGUUAUUUAGGUUCCAAUGUUUCAGUGCAACACUACAGAUGAACCUUAUUUUCUUCAGUGUGACUUUCUUACAUUGAGUAGAUAUUUAUUUAGAACCGAGAAUUUAUUUUUGAGUUUGAGGACCCGUUUGUAUUUAUGAAAAAAUAUUGCUAUAGAAUGUGUGCUUUUCUUGUUUUUUGUAAAGAU